This is a messenger RNA of Rotaria sp. Silwood1, 294 nucleotides long. Lineage: Eukaryota; Metazoa; Rotifera; Eurotatoria; Philodinida; Philodinidae. The record is from the annotation of a GenBank genome assembly.
AUGACAACGACAUCAACAAACAAUUAUACAUUUACAAAUACUGCGGAAAAUUUGAUACAUGUCGAAGAUAUUCAACAUAUUGAUUUAUCUUAUAUUGAAGAACAUGAAGAUUUACCUGAAAAAUCAGCUGAUUUACGUCCAAUAAAUAAAGAACAAAACCACUUGGCUAUAUUUACAUUGAUAGGUCAUAAUGAGAUUCCAAUAACAACAACUACAUGUGUUGGAGACAAGAACUCUAUAAAAUAUACUUCAACAGAAACAUCACAAUUGUUCACUUCAAUCAUCACCAAUUGA